Molecule: messenger RNA, 4680 nt
Organism: Sander lucioperca (pikeperch)
Lineage: Eukaryota; Metazoa; Chordata; Actinopteri; Perciformes; Percidae
Gene: jph2
Product: junctophilin 2
Exons: 7
Coding region: 488-2809 (773 amino acids)
Cellular component (GO): endoplasmic reticulum membrane; sarcoplasmic reticulum; junctional membrane complex
Source: RefSeq, a predicted model, not a curated record
UCCAACAGCAGCGACUGUCAGGAGAUAGCUGGGUGGCAGGGACAGGGGGAAAGGGGCUUUUCUCUGUGGCCACCUGGAAAAAGCCAUGCAAGAUCAGUGGCUUGUCAAGACAGAUAUCUACAGAAACAAUUCCAUUUAAUAACCCAGUCAUCCAAAUUUGUAACACAGCGUCAUCCAUUCUGGAGGAAAAUCUGCACAUGAGAUUGAGUGAAAUCGACGACUCCGAGAAGAAGCAACUGGAGUAAAAAAGGGCAAAAUAAAGUUUUCUGCAAAGUGUGAAGUGCGCCCCGGAGCUUCAUGGACACGCGCAGAAACCCCCAAAGUAACUCCAAAGGAAGAAACCCCCACAAGUUGAGCACCAAGGAUAUCUCCAAUCAGCUUUGAUGUCAGGUGAAGAUGAAGUCAGACUGACGGAGGUUUUAUCUUUAGCCAGGUAACAGACUAAACUUAACUUUCUCAUCGGGGCGUUAUUGGGCUGCGGGGAGGCAUGAGUGGCGGGCGCUUUGAGUUCGACGACGGCGGAGCUUACUGCGGAGGCUGGGAGGGAGGCAAAGCCCACGGCCAUGGCAUCUGCACCGGACCCAAAGGCCAGGGCGAGUUCUCCGGCUCCUGGAACUACGGCUUCGAGGUGGUGGGAGUGUACACCUGGCCCAGCGGGAACACCUACGAGGGCUACUGGUCGCAGGGGAAGCGUCACGGCCUGGGAGUAGAAUCCAAAGGACACUGGAUUUACAAAGGGGAAUGGACUCAUGGCUUCAAAGGGAGAUAUGGCAUCCGGAUCAGUGUUGGCAGUGGAGCAAAGUAUGAAGGAACAUGGAAUAAUGGGCUUCAGGAUGGAUAUGGAACAGAGACAUAUGCAGAUGGAGGUACUUUCCAGGGUCAGUUCACAGGUGGGAUGCGGCACGGCUAUGGGGUCCGGCAGAGCGUCCCUUAUGGCAUGGCAGCAGUCGUCCGCUCCCCUCUUCGUACCUCCCUGACCUCCCUUCGCAGCGAGCACAGCAACGGCACCGUCUUGCAGCAAGACGUCCCCAUGAUCACUACCACCAACGCCUCAGGUGAGGAGACACCCGUCGCCACCCCUACCCAGCUGGGACCGUCCCGCGGAGGCUUCGCCCUCACUCUACAGGUGGACCCAGAGGCUGUGAAACCCAAAAAGAAAGGCCUGUUUAACAGGAGCUCCCUGCUGGGUAAGCUAAAGAAGUCUGACUCCAGUACCUCGCUGUCCAGCCAGAAGAGCAAGAUCAGCUUCCUGAGGACGGAGUCGGCUCUCAGCUCCAACGCCAGCGACACCAACUCCACCAUCAGCAUCGGGGACGAGAGCCUGGCCGGAGCCGAGGAUUUCCCCCCAGUGGAGGCCGACAUUGACGCCACCACCACAGAGGUCUACAUGGGUGAGUGGAAGAACGACAAGCGCUCAGGAUAUGGAAUAAGCGAGAGGUCCAGCGGGCUGAAGUACGAGGGUGAGUGGCUGAACAACCAGAGACACGGCUACGGCUGCACCACCUUCGCCGAGGGAGGGAAGGAGGAGGGCAAGUACAUGAACAACUUGCUGGUGAAGGCCAUGAAGAAGAGGGUGAUCCAGCUGAAGGGAACCAAGAUCAAGCAGAAGGUGGAGCGAGCGGUGGAGGGCGCUCAGAGGGCUGCAGCCAUUGGCAAGCAGAAGGCAGAGAUCGCUGCUUCCAGGACAACCCACGCAAAGGCCAAGUCCGAUGGGGCUGAGCAGGCUGCCCAGGCCUCCAACAGUGAGUCCAGCAUCGCCAGACUGGUGGCCAAAGAGCUCUCCCCUUCCUUCUACCAGCCAGGUCCUGAGUAUCUGAAGAAGAGAGUGUUACUGGAGGUCGGGGAGGGAAGUGAGAACAUAGAGCCUGUCAUGCAUGAGCCGCUGCUAGCCGAGGAGGAGCCCCUGCCCACGCCGCCCGAGAGCCCACUCAUGAAUGAACUGGACAGCCUCAUGCCCGGCUCGUCCCCAGCCCGCACCCCCUCCCCCAGCCCAGGCAUCAUCAGCAAGGAAGAGCCCAAACUCCUCAGUCCAGGAAGCUGGAACGAAGACAAAAGCAUUAAAGGUGGUGGCAGUAAGGGUAGCAGUAAAUCCAACAGCAGGCCCAACAGUCGCCCCACUACCCCGUCAACCCCCGCUCCUGCUCCUGCCACGGCUGCACCUGAAGGCGCAGGGGCUCCCGGCAGUCGUGGCCCCUCUCGCACCCCCAGCCGUCAGAGCAUCAAGAUAGAGCAGGGCUCGGACCUGGAGAUCAAGCCCCUGCAGAAGUUUGACUCAGAGGUGAAAGCUCCGGAUGUCACGCCUGCACCCGCUGCCCCUGUAAUGAAUAGCCUCAUCUCACCAGAUGAAGAAGAAGAAGAAGCCCCGCGCCCCAUCUCCAAAGUGUCUUCCAAAGCGGUCACCCCGGAGCCUAAAAUCAACGAGGUCAAAACUGAAAGAGCUCCAUCAGUCCGCGAACGAGCGCCAUCCGUCUCCGAGAGCAAAGUGGAGUCCAGGGAGGUGAGCAGGCCGUCCAGCAAAGCAGAGACAAAGCCGUUGCCAAAGCGGCAACCCAGCCCAGCUCCAUCCCCCAAACCAAGUCUUGAACCUAAAACAGUACCAAAGCAAGUGGAAGACAAAGCCAUUGUUGCCAAACCAGUCCCAAAGGUGGAGCCCAAAGCAGAAGCCAGACUGAAGGCCAUGGUGUCGAGCCCUAGUCCUCAGGUGACUGCCGAGUCUUUGGAGCUGGAGGGCCCAAACACCAUAAUGAUCUGCAUGGUCAUCCUGCUGAACAUCGGGCUGGCCAUUCUCUUCGUACACAUUUUGUCAUGAGACAUUGUCCACCACCUCAGGUCACCGGCGGUGUUGGAGAGAGACGGCCUGCCUCCUCCUCCUUAGUUAGGACCAGAGAUCAAAGAUGACCGCCGAGGAGUCAAAGACGCCUCAUACAGACCGCCGCAGCUCCUCUACAAGUUUUGGCUGGUGUGACUGUGUGAGGCUCUGUGAAGCUCCUCUCUUUCCAGAGGUUUGAAAAACUGAAGGGCACGAAACCUGAUUCAGUACAUCUGAAUAUGAUGCCGUUUGUAUGUUAAAGUCGGGGCUGGAUGGUAGAGUAUGUUCUCAGUGCUAACACUGGAGACGCAGCGCUCAAGAAGUCUCAAUUCAUCUUCGUCACAGUGUGUCACAAGUAUCUGAUUAGACAAUCUCAGUAGGCAAUUACACUUCGUCACAAGAUGUUUGUAUAAUGAAGGAAUGUUGAUAACAUAUGCAGACUGAAUAUUCUCUCUACUAUGCCUUCAACUUGAUUGAUGAGACACAAAUUUAACUGCAGCGGACGCGUAAGAGGUUUAGGAGUUAUGACUGUUACUAUCAUUAUUUUAAUAAUCUCCAUUAAUGUGUGGUUAAAAACCUGAAGGUUCAUUAAUUUGGAGUCUGAAAUAAAGUAAAUACAGUUGAAAUGCUGCAAACUGUAAGCCAACGCUACGUAAAUAGCCAGUUUAUUGUUUUCAUCUUGUUGCUCUUCAGUCUCCAAAGAAUCUAGAGUUACAUUUUUGGCUAAUAGCAUUUGAGACUGUGGUGUACUACACUGUGAAACUUUCUAUUUUCACUGGGAUUUAUUAUGCAUUUAUUAUCAUUCUGCUGCUUUGGUUUUUGGAGCUGCAAAACCAAAUAGAGAAGGAAAAUAGGAAGCUUAUGAGUGUCACUGUACUGUAUGUUCCUGUGGUGGUCCUCAUACGGAUGCAGUUUAGCACCCAGGUGGUUUUAAACAAGAGGUGUGUAUGUUUUGCAAUAGAAUGAGCAGGCAGAAAAACGAAAGCUUAUUUAAAACGAUCACUGUAUGUUGUAGUAAGGUUUCUAAAUUGACAUAUUUGUAUUAAUGCAAACGUAGCAGCAGGAGGUGGGCUUGGUGUUUGCCUGUGAGCUACUCAUGUAUGUUUCAGUGUAGAAAACUGUCCACUCUUGUUGCACACCGCAUGAUUAUUCAGGGCCUGUUCUGCUUUAGAGCCAAAUACGACUUCAAUUUUUGUACGCAUGAGGGCACUUUGUGUGUAUGCGUCUGUAUUUUUGUACCGUUCUGAAGUGCACAUCUUUUCAGCAUUCACCAUAUUCUGUUGUAGGAUUUUUGUCAGAGGCAAAUAUGCAUCCCUAAAAUUUCUUUUUUUCCCAAAAGGAGUCAGAUUACCUCAUUAUUUUGUGACAUAGGGAAACAAAUAUGGAAUGGUUCUUAACUCCAUGUCUUAUUUUGAGAAUAGCACUCUCCAGAUGUGCAGUUUAAUAUUUCUCCCAUGUUCUAUUUAGCUAUUUAAUAUGUGGCUUUUAAAAAAGGACAAAGGUUUUUAGCUGAAAAGGUUUUGCCUUUGCAAAUGAACACGUCACUGGUUGUGCAUUAUUUUCAUGCAAAGAAAAAAAAAAAAAAUCUUCAAAAAGUUUUAAUAAAUCUCUUAUUUGGCAUACAUUUGACCCCAAUAAGUUUAUCCAAAUGCAUUAACAGAGACAUUUGUCAGAUGAACUCAAUGUAAGUGCAAUAAAACUAUUCAUAUAAGUCAGUGUAAUGUAGAAGCCAUUUUGUUUUGACUGUUUGAGCAUUUAAUGAAAUUAAAUAAUGCUGAAUUUUAACAAAAGGGAAGAAAUGCAUUCGUUUGUAGCCAAACCUAUUCAAAACCACAAAGCUGAAAAUAAAACUUACAACACUUGCGAUUGUG